Messenger RNA from Homarus americanus (American lobster), 859 nucleotides. RefSeq lists its product as uncharacterized. The coding region runs from base 1 to 600 and encodes 199 amino acids. The record is from RefSeq and is a predicted model, not a curated record. The transcript is spliced from 4 exons. NCBI's taxonomy places the organism in Eukaryota, Metazoa, Arthropoda, Malacostraca, Decapoda, Nephropidae.
AUGCACACUCAGCAUCAUCAUGUCGCUCACGAAAAUUCCACUGGCACACGAACCUACUCGCGGAAAGCCGACAACCUGGCCCAUACGAGUUGUACGGUCCUUGAAGAUGUAUAUCCGCGUGGGCUGGCAACUGAAAGAUCGCGCUGUCUCGGGUAUAUAAGAGCGUCGCGACACCUCGAACCGAGCCAGCAAUCCCCAAUACCAGUCCAGUCCUCGAACCGUACACACUUUACUGAAGUCUACACAAUCAUCGCAAAAAUGAAGACCAGUGUGUGUGUGCUGCUGGCGAUGGUGGUCGUCGUGACUGCUCAAAUAAAUUAUGACAUCCUAAGAAAUCUCAGCCAGAAUGAGAUCCAGCAGCUGACCAGCCCAGCAGGCCUCGAUGCUCUAAUUUUCUGUACGAAAAAUAAAAUCUUUUCGCCAACGAAAGACUGUUCUGCAAAGAUGAUUGGACUCCUACGUGUACUGCCGGAACUCGUCGCCAAUGGAUGUAACGGUUGCACCACUGAGGAGAAGAGUAAAUUCCAACAGAUCGUCCAAGAAACCUUCACUACACACAAUCAAAAGGCAACCGUCCUCCGUGAACUUUGGAGUGUGUAGGUUUGAGUUUGGUGUGUACGAUGUGGUGUCGAGCGGCAGAGUACCGUGCCCCACACACUCAUUCUAUGACGAUGAACACUACGGAGUAAUGGCACUCACCAAUCACCCCUCUUACUCCUGCCUACAAGAUUCGUCAUGUUUUUAAUAGUGUUAUAUUUACACCUGUGAUUUGCUUUCACUUUGUUUUGAUAUCAAUAAGAAAAAUCCUUGCCUGCAGCUUAUGCAUAAAAAAAAUACUGAAAAUAAAAUCAUCUCUAUA